AUGGUUUAUGUAAUUGCUGGGCGGGCUGUUAAAUCCGAGCAUAUUGCAAUCGGGACAAUCCUGAUUAUAUGCGGCCAUGCCAUCUACCGCGCCAAUAAACGAGCAGCUCUUCUCCGGGCUGGUGAUCCGCCAAUUCACGCCAGAAAUCCUCAUGAAGAGGCGUUUAUUCGAGACAAACUUGAGGCAUUCAAACGCGAAUUAAGCCGUUCUCCAUAA
Molecule: messenger RNA, 216 nt
Organism: Pneumocystis jirovecii RU7
Lineage: Eukaryota; Fungi; Ascomycota; Pneumocystomycetes; Pneumocystales; Pneumocystaceae
Exons: 4
Coding region: 1-216 (71 amino acids)
Source: RefSeq, a predicted model, not a curated record